This is a messenger RNA of Tympanuchus pallidicinctus (lesser prairie-chicken), 2224 nucleotides long. RefSeq names its product StAR related lipid transfer domain containing 5 (gene STARD5). Bases 85 to 978 code for a protein of 297 amino acids. Gene Ontology annotation, molecular function: lipid binding. The record is from RefSeq and is a predicted model, not a curated record. The transcript is spliced from 6 exons. Lineage: Eukaryota; Metazoa; Chordata; Aves; Galliformes; Phasianidae.
GGGGCAAAUCCUCUCCCUCGCCAAGCUGACAGCGGUGCUUUGGAUGCAGCCCAGGACACGCUUGGCUUUCCGGACUGCGAGGGCAUGUCGCUGGCUCACGCGCAGCUGCCAUCCAGAAGCACCGCCAAGCCUUUUUCGGCAGAGCCGUGUUCCGAUCCUUCCUAUCCCAGGUCUCCUACUCGUUGCCUAUGGAGGCUGGAAGUCCAUGCAGUUAACCCUCCGCCGUGCCACGCCAGGAUGUCGCAGCCCUCAGGUGAGGGGGAGGUGCCGCCAUCGGCCCACGGGGGCGGCGCAGCGCGGCGCCUCAUAGGCGGUGUGCGAGCGGCUGCCCCGCCCUCCCUGACCAUGGACUACGCGGGGCUCGCCGAGUCGGCGGCCGACAAGAUGGGGCUGUACCGGCGGGACGCGGACGGCUGGCGGAGCUGCCGCCGCACGAACGAGGUCGCGGUGUCCUGGAGGCCGUCCGCCGAGUUCGCCGGCAACGUGUACCGCGCCGAGGGCACCGUGGCCGCCCGCCCGCAGCAGGUCUGGGAGUGCAUCAAGCCGGUGGCCGGAGGGCUCAGGACCCAGUGGGACCAGAACGUGAAGGACUUCGAGGUGGUGGAGGCUGUCAGCGAUGCUGUCUCUGUAUGCAGAACUACAACCCCUUCAGCUUUCAUGAAGAUUAUUUCACCAAGAGAAUUUGUGGAUGUGAUCUUAAUGAGGCAAUAUGAGGAUGGGACGAUGCUAUCUGCUGCUACCAAUGUGGAACACCCACUGUGUCCCCCUCAAGCAAAUUUUGUGAGAGGGUAUAAUUAUCCCUGUGGCUGCUUCUGCAUACCAAUUCCAGGGGAACCAGACAGGACUCAGCUCCUCAGUUUCUUUCAGACCGAUCUUGGUGGCUAUCUUCCCCAGACUGUCGUGGAUUCUUUCUUUCCAGCUAACAUAGCUGGAUUUUACAGCAAUCUGACCAAAGCUGUUAAGGCAUUAAAAGCAUGAUGAGACCAAAUGCUGACAUCACCAGCUGAGCGUAGGAAAUGAACUGGCAGUUUGAGGGUAGUGAUCAUGAGAAGUAGGAAGUUGGCCAGUAACACUUUUCUGCUGACAAAGAUCCUCGGUAAACGUGAAAUUGUUCAAAGUAAUGCAUACUUUUCUAAUAGGAUAUCCUUCAUUUCUAUAAUUAGAAGAUGUCACACUAGAGGCAAGAAGAAUCCUGCAGGCAGCACUGCUGGCUUUCUGUGGGAGACAAAUAUACUAGAUCUGUUCUUCAUCAGAGUCUAUGAUUAUAGCAUAAAAUCCACUCUACCAGCAUUAGUCAGGUGCAAGCGAAACAGUUUCUCUGAAGCUCUGUGCAGACUCCCAUGGAACAAUGUUCCUUAACAGACAAAUAGGUGGCUCUUCUGAUGCCAGCCCUCACAGAGCUGCUAGGAUGUUUCAGAAAAGUCAGAAUUAAUUGGAUUGUGUGUAGGAUCCCAAUUGUUUGUUCCCACAGACGUAGAUAUUUGUGGUAAAUAUAAGUUAAGUGCUGCUUUUCCUAAAUCAAAGUCUAGCAAUGCAAAUCAAUUAAUAGGUCUGUGGGUUGGCUUGUAGACACUUUUCUUUCUUCCCCUCUGUACCAUGACAGUCAUUUCCACAGCAUCAAACCAAACUGCGCUGAUAGAGUGGCAAUAAAGAGGAUUAAGCACUUUACUUGCCUUGUUUUUUUUAACUGCACUUGAAAUACUCAGGUAUUUCAAACACUUUUCAGCUUCUUGUAGUGAGAGGUCUCAACAGGUAAACAGUCAUUUCUGUAGCUCAGUCAUGACUUGGCAGGCCAUCUCUUUAAUACUCUCUUUAAUACUUACCUGACAGCACUGACUUGGGAAAUCAGCUCCUGAUCAAGCGUGUUGUGAUAUGUGCAGCUUUUAAAAAUAUGUACGGUGCUGGUUACCGUGGGAAUGUCAGACAUUGCUAUGGGUUACAUAGAAUCACAAAAGGAAAAUUAAUUACUGUAUUAGCAAUUGGUAGGUUGUGAUUUUAAUGCUUUAACUUGGUUAUUUAACAAAGUUAAUAUGCUCUGCUCUUUAUCCGUGUAUUUGUGUUAUGUUGGUGUGGGGCAUAGGUUUGCAUACAAAGUGUUCUACUGUAAUUCUCACCUUGUGGAAUAGAUUUUUUUAGGGAAGCAGUUUUUAAUUCAGUCCUUUUUAUGUACAAAGAUGUAAAAACUUCUAUGAGGGUGAUGAAAUAAAUAUUUUUUUCUGCUGUA